AUGACCCAGUUGUUCCUUUCCAUCUGGGAUUUCCAGCAACCCACGAAGACAGAAGUCACUUUAGCUUCAGCAGCUAUACUGCUUAUAUACAUCUUCCAGCGCAUACUAGCCGCACUGUACCUCACUUUCUUCCAUCCACUCUCUCAAUUUCCAGGCCCACCCAAAGCAGCUCGUUCCCGCCCAUAUAUAUACACAAUCACGGGCGAUCACCCCGAAAUAACCCUCGAAAAACUUCAUGAACAAUAUCGUGAGUAUCGGAUUUUGCUUUACACCGUCCUCAAUCUGACAGGUCGGCCAGAAACAAAAGCACUGCGCAUUGGGCCCAAUGAGCUUCACAUCACAGAUAUAAAUCAAUACAAGGUCAUUUACAGUCAGAUCCAGCCAUUCCCCAAAGAUAAAGAAUUCUACGAUGCAUUCAACACACCACACACGGUAGUCACAGAGUCAGAGGUGGAAUUACACAAGGAGCGUCGUCGCAUUCUGAAUCCUUUAUUUUCACGGGCGGAAUCAUUCAAGCUUGAGCCUAUCAUCCAUGACAAGGUUGAGGUUCUGCUGGGACAGAUCAACAAAUUGAAAGUCUCUCAGGAUAUCAAUAUAUACAGUGCUUUCCGAUGUCUCACCACGGAGAUCGUCAUGGAAUUCGUUUUUGCCAAACGAGAGAACCUGUUGGAUGAGAACAACACCACUUUCGAAUCCUGGUUUCUGGCCGCAUUCGAUGCUGCGGCCGAAAGUUUCUGGGUCAUGCAGGAACGACCGUGGCUGUGGAAGAUGUCCAAUUAUCUUCCUCUUAGCUUUGUGGAGCUAGUCAAACCAGAGGCCGCCCAUGUUUUCAAAUUACUCAAGUACGCUGAGACUUGUCUCCAGCACUAUGAAAAGAGCGGGAAUACAACCUCUCACCCAGUGCUAUUCGACCACCUAUGCACGUUGCCUCGUGAAUUCAAGGUUGCGGAGGCAUUGAUUAUUCUAGUUGCGGGCUCUGAUACCACAGCUUCCACGCUUACAACCGGCCUGCUUCACAUCCUGUCCAAUCCACUUAUCUGUGAGAAACUGUCACGAGAAUUGAGCGAAGCCGACCCAUCUUUCCAGAUGUUGAAAUUAGAGAAACUCAAGUAUCUGACGGCCUGCGUCAAAGAAUCACUCCGGAUAGGCAUGGCAGUUCCAGGUCGUUUACCGAGAGUCGUACCGCAAAAUCUUCCCCAGCCAUUUAUCGUCGAUGGGAAAGUCAUUCCAGCAGGUACCGUCGUCUCAAUGUCAGCAUACACAAUGCACACCAACGAAGAAAUAUGGGGCCCAGAUGCACGAACAUUCAACCCAGACCGGUGGUUAAAUCCCGAAGCAAAGUCCCUUGAGCAGUAUCUGUGUGCAUUCUCCAAAGGAGCUAGAAUGUGUCUCGGUCAGAAUGUGGCGCUUGCUGAGGUUACUAUUAUCAUGGCGUAUAUGUUCCGGUCGUUUAGGAUGAGUUUGUUGCCGGAUGCUGAGCCACCAAGGAGGAAAGACUUGUUUACUAUGGGGUAUGAGAAGCCUGGUUUGUCGUUGAAGCUUAUGGAUAUUGUGAGCAAGACACAAUAG
Molecule: messenger RNA, 1569 nt
Organism: Penicillium antarcticum
Lineage: Eukaryota; Fungi; Ascomycota; Eurotiomycetes; Eurotiales; Aspergillaceae
Product: cytochrome P450
Exons: 6
Coding region: 1-1569 (522 amino acids)
Molecular function (GO): monooxygenase activity; oxidoreductase activity, acting on paired donors, with incorporation or reduction of molecular oxygen; heme binding
Source: RefSeq, a predicted model, not a curated record